Molecule: messenger RNA, 2862 nt
Organism: Gymnodraco acuticeps
Lineage: Eukaryota; Metazoa; Chordata; Actinopteri; Perciformes; Bathydraconidae
Product: E3 ubiquitin-protein ligase RNF126-like
Exons: 9
Coding region: 57-1016 (319 amino acids)
Biological process (GO): ubiquitin-dependent protein catabolic process; protein ubiquitination; positive regulation of DNA-templated transcription
Cellular component (GO): nucleoplasm; cytoplasm
Molecular function (GO): ubiquitin protein ligase activity
Source: RefSeq, a predicted model, not a curated record
CCUCUCCGGUGCUCCGUAGUCCUUCCUCCACCUCUCUACCUGUUUAGUUGUUAAAAAUGGCUGAAGCUCCUCCAUGGCCCAGCCGGUUCUUCUGUCACAGAUGCUCCGCAGAGAUUAGUCCUCGGCUUCCCGAGUACACAUGUCCAAGAUGUGAUUCAGGGUUUAUUGAGGAACUGCUGGAGGAGAGAAGUGCUGACAAUGGCUCCACGUCUACCAUUUCCAGUGCCCCCCAGAACCAGCAACCAUUUGAGAAUCCCGACCAGCACAUGUUUACAUUCCCUUCGGGCUACGGCCAGUUUGCCCUGGGUGUCUUCGACGACCGCUUCGACUUCGGAGCUGGGCUGGGAACAGAGGACAACAGGGACGCAGAAAACAGGCGAGAAAGGGAAACGACAUCACGGCAACGAUAUGGUGCGAGGCAACCGAGAAGUCGUCAUGGCUCAAGGCGACAAGCAGGGAGGCCAGAGGGAGUUCCCACUUUAGAGGGAAUCAUUCAGCAACUGGUGAAUGGAAUAAUUGCACCCACUGCAAUGCCAAAUAUUGGUGUUGGACCCUGGGGUGUUCUUCACUCAAAUCCUAUGGAUUAUGCCUGGGGUGCUAAUGGACUAGAUGCAAUUAUAACUCAGUUAUUAAACCAGUUUGAGAACACGGGUCCUCCGCCUGCUGACAGGGAUAAAAUAAAAACCCUUCCUAUAGUUCAUAUUACAGAGGAUCACGUUGCUUCAGGACUGGAAUGUUCAGUGUGUAAAGACGAUUACAGUGUUGGAGAGAUUGUGAGGCAGCUCCCAUGCAAUCACAUGUUCCAUAAUGACUGCAUAGUCCCCUGGCUGGAACAGCAUGACACUUGUCCAGUGUGCAGGAAAAGCUUGAGUGGACAGAACACGGCAACAAACCCUCCAGAACUAUCAGGGAUGAACUUUACCCCCUCCUCCUCUUCCUCCUCCGCCUCUUCAUCUUCCUCUACACCUCAGUCCUCGAGUUCGACCAGCAAUGAGAACUCCACUGAUAACUCAUAGAGGACCACUUGUCCUCAUCACCCUACGAGCUGUUUAUAGCUCCUAGGCUGCUGUACUUCAGAGCUGUGACCUCCAGUCCCCCCCGCUGUAGGGUAGGGACCUGAGCAGCGGCCAGGAGCACUGGAGCCUGAUCAGGGGUAAGUGAUACGUGAGGUCCAUGCAGUUCUGCCUGCCCUGCUGCUCCCACCUUGAUCAGGGAUCUGAACAAAGGAAAGGCGGAGGGAGUGCAGCUUCUGUCAGGGCGGAUGUGGAGAAGUACUUCAAAAGGGCUCGAAUCCCCUCAUACAGGAAGAGAAAACAAAGGGAUCCAAAGGUAGAAGACUCGGGACAACGAGACAGUCUCUUUUGCAAAUGAGGCAAAAACAAAUGUACAGUUAUUCCUUUUUAUAAGUAGCAUUCAUAUCUCUGAUAAAAUGACCCAAAGUGCACGAUUAGUGUGCAUUUCAGUUUCUUCGUGGUUUAGAAUAUUACAUUUGAUUUGUUUUAAUCUCGAAACAAAAUAGUUUAUGAAAUGAUUUUAUUUUCAAGAUCCACUUACAGAUGACCUGAGACCAUACAGGUACUGUUGUUUGCACUGAAAAUGAAGCGUCAAAUUGCAGUAAUUUGGUGCCGUUUGGAAAAUCAAAAAUCAAAUUAAACAUAUUAGGAUUUUGUUGUGUUAUCUGCAAGCCUAAAAAUAAUUAGAAACAUUUCAUUGCUUUUUUGCAUUUUUAACUUAAAGGUAAAUUAAAUAUUUUCUAAAGUUGCCAGUUGAAAUCUAUUGAUUUGCAGUAUGGUCGUGUCAAAAAAAAAAAAUGAUAUGAAAAUAAAGCUGUUUGGGUGCUACCACUCAAAAUUCAUGUAAAGCAUUCUCUGUGUCUGUGUUUGGGUGUGUAUAUAAUCCUAUUUGAAGUCUUAUUAUGAAAAUUGAGCUUGUUUCAUAAAGUGACAACAUACAUGGUCAACCACUGGGACAAAGUCUGUUAGACACAAGUACGGUGAAACAAGAACAUUUUCCAAAAUGUAGUUUGUACAGCAAAUCACAAUAAUUGAACAAAAAAAUAUGUAAUACGGUAAAGCUUUUUUGAAAACAGGCAAGCUAUAGUCUGAUUUCCCCCAGUAUAAUGUAUGUCCCUUUUAAGGACAUCUUGCCGAUUCUUGGACCAACCAUUAUUAUUAUAUAAGGUUUCGUGACCAUUUUGUACUUUCAGAGAAAGUCCUGAACUCGUGAAAUGUUAUCAACAAGCCAAAAAUAUUCUGCUUCCUUUUAUUGUUAAGCAAUAUGGGUGUAUUUCCUCUGCAUUGUACCUCUUCUCCCCGGGGGUUAGGGUUCAAAGGCCUUUCAUCUGAGGGGAUUGUUAAGAACGGAACCUCUUGUGUAACUAUUUACCUUAAAAAAUGAAAUGGUGUUUUAAUGUUCAGUGACUACAGAUUCAAUGUCUAAAACCACUUUUUUAGCUCGGUAAAAGUGUGUGUAUGUGUAUCUUUUUUAAGUGUUGCAGCUCACUUCUAGAAAUGAUUCAGAUUUUGUGACUAAACAAAUAACUCAAUAACAAACAAGUGAAAACAUUUAAAAUGCAUUUUUAAUAGGCAGGGUUGUAGUAGUCUUAAUUCAACUAUUGGGUUGUCUGGAAUUUGCCUUACAUGUUUUUCAUUGCUUUCUCUCCAAGUUCCCAUUUCACAGCCAACUUCGAAGAAAUAUUUCUAUCAUCUCGAUAUUUCUUUGCUAAUAUCUCAAUUGUGUUAUGUGUCAUUAUGGUCACUGAUUACAGCCUACAUUUUUUAAAUGGUGUGCUGAGCCUGGUCCAUGCCUUCUGAUCAAUUGUUUCUUACCCAGUACUAACCUCAUAAAUCAGAUUUUAAAUAA